AAUUUUCUACCUUCCCUCUGCUUCGCUCGAUUCUCAGUCAGUCACAGUCGUCAAGUGAGUCAGAGAGCCAUCGCAUCACUUUCUUGCGAAAAACAGUGGUGAUGAAACGACAAUAAUCACAAAAAGUCUAACCUCCCAUUUGGCUCCAUUUGGUGUGACGUACCCAAAAGUGCUACUGUUUUCGGUGUUAAGUAACCAUGUAAACCUCGAAAGGUUGAGUGCACAGUUUGGAUUAUUGUCAUCUAGAACUGGAAUCGACUCAUUUCUCGCAGUGAACACGGAAAAGAUUUUGCCAACGACUAGCUACUAGCAGCUCUCAAUGAUAAACAAAUGAUAACGGAAAGUGUAACUCGUGUUGUAGUCCUCGACGUCGUCGUCUAGAAGCGACUUUUUACUCCCAUUAAUAGGAUUUUAGUUUCGCACAUCGGACCGGCAUUAACGGAAACAGAAUCCGGAAUGGAUCUAACUAGCAGCGUAACGGAGAGCUUUCAGCAUGGGCUAGUAAAAAACAUCACAUCGGCACAUCACCUGGUGGAUUCGGAAGGUGGCAUGAGCAAAGUCGAAGCGAAACUGUUGGCAAUAUUUGCACUCGGAAUCGGAAGCUUCGUGUCCGGAAUUUUGCCACUGUUUUGUGCCCAACGGAACCGCGAUCGAUUUCCGGCCCUCAUCUCGUUUCUGCUCUGCUUUGGAGCAGGUGUUCUGUUGGCUACGGCCCUGGUGCAUAUGCUGCCGGAGGUUCGCGAUGGGUUAAAGCAGUACGCGGAGAUUGUAUUUUGCCUGGGAUUUUUCCUGAUUUAUACCGUUGACGAAAUCAGCCACCUGCUGGGGGUGGGUCAUUCACACAGUCAUGGGCCGAGCGAGCGAGUUGUAAGCAACUCCCGGAGAGCUAGCCGGGAUUCGACCGGUGGAGAUACGGAUGGCCGCGGCUAUGGAACCAGCGAAGAAACGAAACUCCUGAACAAAGCCCUCUUUUCAUUCAAACACGCAGACAGUACCAUUCAAGCCCCGCAACGGCCUUCAGAAAGCGAUGGUGCAGGCCACUCCCACACCCUGGGCAUGAGUUGUUCCGAUGAUAGCAUCCACGUUAUGGUUGCCGGAACCGGGGAACAAGCAACCGGCGUAUUCAGUCUACUCCUAGCCCUGGUAGUGCACUCACUGCUGGAAGGUCUAGCCAUCGGUGUCCAAAGUACGGCACCAGGUGUACUGCUAUUGCUGGGAGCAGUCAGUGCCCACAAAUACGUGGUGGCAUUCUGUCUGGGAGUCGAAAUCUGCACCAACGGAAGCCGAAACCGGUGCUCCCACAUCAUACAGAUACUGAUCUUCUCGGUUGGAUCGGUAGCCGGUAUCGCAGUUGGUAUGGUGAUGGACAACCUGAGCGAUACCUUCAACACGCUGGUGAUACCGAUCCUUCAGGGCGUGGCCGGUGGCACCCUGCUUUACGUAACGGUCAGUGAAGUUCUUCCUCGGGAGCGUGGAAAGCGGAACGAUGCACGAUUGCGACAGAUUGGCCUUCUGCAGUUGAUAGCGGUGAUAUUAGGAUUUACGGUAAUGUCCACGUUGAGUCUGGUGAUAAGUGAACAGUAGUGGCGAGGGAGGAUGCAUUGUUGGAACAAUUUUAAAAAUUUUAUUAUCAAAAACAACGAUGGAAUGUGUAGUUUAUAGUAUUUGAAUGCAACACUUGAACAAAAGACGCAACAGUGUGCCGACUCAUUUAAACAAUACUUACUUAUUAAAAAAAAAUG
Uranotaenia lowii is the source of this 1742-nucleotide messenger RNA. Its product is annotated as zinc transporter ZIP3-like. Gene Ontology annotation, molecular function: zinc ion transmembrane transporter activity. Gene Ontology annotation, biological process: zinc ion transmembrane transport. Lineage: Eukaryota; Metazoa; Arthropoda; Insecta; Diptera; Culicidae. Gene Ontology annotation, cellular component: plasma membrane. The record is from RefSeq and is a predicted model, not a curated record.